CAAUCGUGCGGUGCUUGAGGGUGUCAGCGCGGUCAGUGGCGGCGCUGAGAAGAGCGGCUGUCGCCAUGAUAGAGCAGCAGAAACGCAAGGCCCCAGAGUUGCCGCUGGUCCCAGUCAAGCGACAGCGGCAUGAGUUGCUUUUGGGAGCGGCGGGGUCGGGCCCCGGCACAGGGCAGCCGCAGGCAGCUCCGGGAGCUUUGCUGCAGGCGGGGCCUCCAAGGUGUUCCUCCCUUCAAGCCCCAAUCAUGCUCCUCUCAGGACAUGAAGGGGAAGUGUACUGCUGCAAGUUUCACCCCAGUGGAUCCACCUUAGCAUCUGCAGGAUUUGACCGACUGAUAUUGUUGUGGAAUGUCUAUGGUGACUGUGAUAACUAUGCGACAUUGAAGGGACACAGUGGAGCAGUGAUGGAACUACAUUAUAAUACAGAUGGCAGCAUGCUCUUCUCAGCAUCCACAGAUAAAACUGUGGCAGUGUGGGAUAGUGAAACAGGCGAGAGGGUUAAAAGGCUGAAAGGACAUACUUCCUUUGUGAAUUCCUGUUAUCCAGCCAGACGGGGCCCCCAGCUUGUCUGCACUGGCAGUGAUGAUGGUACGGUUAAGCUUUGGGACAUCCGGAAAAAAGCGGCCAUCCAGACAUUUCAGAACACCUACCAGGUGUUAGCUGUGACCUUCAAUGACACAAGUGAUCAGAUUAUUUCUGGUGGAAUAGACAAUGAUAUCAAGGUCUGGGAUCUGCGCCAGAACAAGCUGACCUAUGCCAUGAGAGGCCAUGCAGAUUCUGUGACUGGCCUGAGUUUAAGUUCGGAAGGCUCUUACCUCUUGUCUAAUGCAAUGGACAAUACAGUGCGGGUCUGGGAUGUUCGGCCAUUUGCUCCCAAAGAGAGGUGUGUGAAGAUAUUUCAAGGAAAUGUGCACAACUUUGAAAAAAAUCUUCUGAGAUGUUCUUGGUCACCUGAUGGAAGCAAGAUAGCAGCUGGCUCAGCCGACAGGUUUGUGUAUGUGUGGGAUACCACAAGCAGGAGGAUUUUGUAUAAGCUGCCUGGACAUGCUGGCUCCAUCAAUGAAGUGGCUUUCCACCCUGACGAGCCCAUCAUUCUCUCGGCAUCCAGUGACAAGAGACUCUAUAUGGGGGAGAUUCAGUGAAGAUACAGGAUGGAAGACUGCAAGGCUACUUGAUCUUGAGACCUCAGUCUGCAUACAUAGCAUCAAAUGAUGCCCAGGCCAGCAUCCUACCUUCAGAUUAAGAUCAUUACUAGCAAGAAACCAGGCCGAGGUGGCUCUAUUCCAACAACCACUUGUUUCCCAUUCCACCAGGAUGAUUAAGGCAAGCUUGCAGUGACCUCUAAAAACCACCUGCCAGAUUUCAGGGACUGUUUGGGGAGUUUUUCCUCCUUUUUUAAAAAAAAUAAGGUUUCUUCAUAAGGGACAAACAUUGGUCGGUUUAUAUUGUCCUGUUUUCUAAUGCAGGCUGAAGAUAGGAAAUGUUACUGAAAUUUGUUUGUUGGGGAUCAUUUUUUUUUAAUUCAAUAACUGGCUUAUAUGAUAUUUUCUUUGUGUUUCUCUGAGUUGUUUUGUAUUAAAAACCAAAUAGAUGCCUUUUUAUAAGA
This is a messenger RNA of Manis pentadactyla (Chinese pangolin), 1606 nucleotides long. RefSeq names its product small nuclear ribonucleoprotein U5 subunit 40 (gene SNRNP40). NCBI's taxonomy places the organism in Eukaryota, Metazoa, Chordata, Mammalia, Pholidota, Manidae. Gene Ontology annotation, molecular function: RNA binding; protein binding. The transcript is spliced from 10 exons. Gene Ontology annotation, cellular component: catalytic step 2 spliceosome. The record is from RefSeq and is a predicted model, not a curated record. Bases 66 to 1142 code for a protein of 358 amino acids.